Messenger RNA from Prosopis cineraria, 1077 nucleotides. Its product is annotated as protein LURP-one-related 6. The record is from RefSeq and is a predicted model, not a curated record. Bases 196 to 828 code for a protein of 210 amino acids. The transcript has 3 exons. NCBI's taxonomy places the organism in Eukaryota, Viridiplantae, Streptophyta, Magnoliopsida, Fabales, Fabaceae.
CAAGGAUCUCUUUUAUGAUCAUCUAUUUUGAUUUUUUCUUUCAAUAGUCAGCUAGGUAGGCCCCAAUACUUUGUGCGUGUAUAUAAAGCCGCACAUGAUUGUUGGGUUUAUUAAUUGAAGAAGAGUGAUCGAAGAAAGCAGGUUGCCGCAGGUGAGGUUGUAGUGGUAGAUUAUUGUGACUGUGUGUAUGUGUGUAUGGCUGCAGGGAAGACGAGCACGAUAAUGCCCAUAAUAAGCAAACUGUACUGUUCGUCUUCUCAGAAGGUGUUUGUGGUAAGAAGGAGGCCACAUGUGGUGAAUGGAGGAGGUUUUGUGGUCACAGAUUGCACCUCCCAGAAUGUUGUGUUCAGGGUUGAUGGCUGUGGAAUCCUCGGCGCUAAGGGUGAGUUAAUUCUCAGAGAUGGAGAUGGUGAUGCUUUGCUUCUUAUGCGUCGAAAGGGAGGGAUGGUGGAAGCUCUGAGCAUCUAUAGAAAGUGGAAAGGCUACACUUUAGACUACGAUGGAUCGCAGAACCUGGUUUUCAGCUUAAAAGAACCCAAUUCCUGUUUGGUGAAGAAUAAUCUGAUUCGAAUCUCCACCGAGCCAAGCAAGACCAGAAACAAAGCCUGGGACUUUGAGAUCAGAGGCUAUUUCCCCGACAAGAUUUGCAGCAUUGUUGAUUCCAAGGGCAACGUAAUUGCCCAGGUAGGAGUGAGGAAGGAAGUGGAGGAGUUGGUUGGAAGCAAGGAUCUUUACAACGUGAUAGUGAGACCUGGGAUUGAUCAAGCUUUUGUUUUUGGAGUGAUCGGAGUGUUGGAUUACAUUUAUGGUGAAUCCACCUUCUGCUGAAUCAUCGUGUAUUAAAAAAGGAUGGGCUUGGAAGUAUUCCAGAAAGUGGUUAAGUGUGUUUUCUCCCGAGAGGAAGAGGAUUUAACUUAGUUUGACAAGCUUUUGCUAAAUAAGGGCAAGAGUUUUGGAGGAAGACAAUCGACAAUGCAAAUACUAGUCUAGGAAACUGCCUUGUACCUAACGACAACUAAUUAAUUAUGUGGCUUCAAAUUAUCAUUUAAUUACCAUAUGCUUAUCCUGAUUAAUCUA